This is a messenger RNA of Poecilia reticulata (guppy), 4290 nucleotides long. NCBI's taxonomy places the organism in Eukaryota, Metazoa, Chordata, Actinopteri, Cyprinodontiformes, Poeciliidae. The record is from RefSeq and is a predicted model, not a curated record.
UAUGCACAUUGACUCCAAGACUGACAGAGAGGGCAAGGAUAAAAGUGGAGAAAGGAAAGGGAAAGGGAGGAGGGAGUAAAUUAGCAGCAGAGCAAAUAGAGGACAAGCACAACAAAAACAAAGCAAUAAGGGGUUUGUGACCCUGGCAUGGGUGUCUAUGGAAAUGGAGGAUGGCUGGUAACAGAUUGAGUAUUAGAGCUGAGAGGGUGUGGCGAAUCUCAUUGUGGGGCUUCAUUGUCCUCGAUGGUCACCCCGGCCAUAAAUCAGCGGUUAUCACUGCCAGUGGGGGCCACACACAAAUGCUCGUGGUCUCUGGCAGUUACUGUAGUUCCUUCCCCUCAAGGUCUCUGCAUGUGAUUAUUGGAUUCCUUUAUGAGGCACCAUCAGCAGAGGCCAGUCAGACUAGAAAAUGGACAAAGAUGGCUGCUGCAGGGGAACACAUACUCUCAAUAGCAUCUCUUUAUCAAAAGAUGAGCUAAAUGUCGUACCUGAAUGCAUAUUUCAUGCUUUCACUCCCGUGGGGUAAGAAGCGAGCUCAAGUCGUGACGUCAAAGUUUUAUUCUGGAUUUUAGCAUUCUGGGACAGAAAAUCUGGACGUAUUUAUUCGUUUUUUUUCUCAGAAUAGAUUAACCAGUUAAUGUAACAAGCUCCUCCGGUUGCACAGUUUUGAUCAGGAGUGUGAAAUAAUUGAAUAACUUGCAAGACAGUGUUAAGUAAUGGUCUCUUAACUUCUCCACAUUUUGUGUUGUUAUAACCCUAAACUUCAAUGGUAGCAUAUAAUUAACUAAUUUUUUUGCUGCAAAUUCUGUAUUYGAAUGAAACUUUGACAUGACCAUUCUUACAYAUGAAUAUGCUUCGGUGGAGGUUUGUGGAGUGUCCUACUUCAGCUAUCUUUCUACUUAGCAACUAUGCACUGCUUUGUGUUGGUUUACCACAUAAAACGCAAAAGGAAUAAUUAAAGUUUGCAGUUGCAACGAAGAUAAAAUGUGAGAAACAAGGCACUGUAUAUUGAAAAUAAUGACGAAUUCGCUUGAAAAUCACUCACUCCUUCAUAUGUCCUGGAAAGUGAACCGGUUACAUCAUCUCACCACAAGCAUUGCCAAUAAAAUCUCAACAUUAUAAGGCUCAGUAAGCGUUUGAUCUUUUCUUUAAGUGAUGGGGACUUUGAUAUUGAUCACAAAGCUCCCUCAAUUUAAAAAGAAUUAGAGGAGCAGGGUGAGAACCAGCUAUCUGGGCUUUURUAGGUGUUCCACUGACUGGGGAGAAAUGAGCAGAGUCAAAACAUCCAUAGGUAAGUCAGGAMGUUUGCCAGAGAAAGGAAUAAUAGGACAUUUCUAUGUUCACAGCACUGGGUGUUUUUAAUUACUUAAGAGUGGCUUUUUAAUCUAAAUUUUUUUUAUUGGUCUAAAGAGCUUAAAUUCUCUUUUUGAUCUUUUUAAAAUUUUUUUUAUAAAUUCUAGUUUAUUUAUUCUUUACGAAACCAAUUAUUCAACACUUAAUAGAAAAAGAUGUGAAGACUACAGACAAAAAAAAAGCCAAAAUAAAGAAGAGCGGUUUUAAUAUUUAGGUUUUGUAAAUAAUUUGGUUUCAGGAGAUACAUUUUAAACUAAAAGAGCAUGAAUUUGAGCUUAAGUAUAAACCCCUUUAAAAAUAMAUUUUAGUUUUGAGCUCUCUAGAGAACCCCAGAAUGGACUUAAAUUGUGAAAAAUGUAUUAAUCAUUCUUUUUCACAUUCUGUUCUUUGAAAAUGUGAUCCCUGAGAYGAGUGUGCAUGAAGAAAUAUAUUGGACUGACUUCAUCACUGGCACCAAUAGGAUCUCGCUUAUCCGUAGCUGUGAGAAGCUGCCAUCCCACGAGCACUUUAUUGUUCAGGAGUACCUGGACAAGCCCUUCCUGAUGGAGGGCUACAAAUUUGACCUGCGCAUCUACAUCCUGGUUACUUCCUGUGACCCGCUCCGCAUUUUCCUGUACAACGACGGUCUGGUUCGCAUGGGCACCGAGAAGUACCACUCGCCCAACGACGCCAACCUGACCCAGCUUUAUAUGCAUCUGACUAACUACUCUGUGAACAAACACAAUGAGAACUUUGAGCGAUUUGAAGCAGUAGACAGAGGCAGCAAGAGGUCCAUCAGCUGGUUCAUCGAGUUCCUCCGCGUCAACAACUGUGACGUGUCGAAGUUCUGGGAAGACAUCUCWGAGUUGGUGGUGAAAACACUGAUAGUGGCUGAGCCCCAUGUGCUGCACGCCUAUCGCAUGUGUCGCGCCGGGCAACCACCAGGGAGCGACAGUGUCUGCUUUGAGGUCCUGGGCUUUGACAUCCUCCUGGACCGCAAACUCAAACCCUGGCUGCUGGAGAUCAAUCGAGCUCCGAGCUUUGGGACUGAUCAGAAGCUUGAUUACGAUGUGAAGAAAGGGGUGCUGCUCAAUGCUCUCGAACUCCUCAACAUCAGGGCCAGUGAUAAGAAAAGAAACCUGGCUCAGGAGAAGGCAGAAGCUCAGAGGCGGCUUUAUGGUCAUGGCUUCAUGAGGAAACUUUCAGCUGCUUCCACGGACUGGGAGAAACAACGUCACACGCUGGAACGGAGAAGAGAGGAACUGAAAGAACAACUUGCACAGGUUCGCAGGCAGGUUUCCAGGGAAGAACAUGAAAAUCAACAUCUGGGGAAUUACAGACGUAUUUACCCCCCAGACGACAAGCUGCUGUUGGAAAAGUAUGAAAGCCUGCUCUCGGCCGCCUUUCAGACCUUCCUCGCCGGGCGAGCUGCCUCACUUCAAAAGGAAAUGAAUAAUCCUCUGAAACGAAUGAAGGAAGAAGAUAUACUGGAUCUUCUGGAACGAUGUGAGCUGGAUGACGAGAAGCUGACGGGCAAAUCCUCCAGGCAACGAGGCCCAAAGCCCUUGACCGCCAUGCCGGAAUGCAGCCAGACGCCAAGAGGCCAACGACCAGACUACCUGGCUGACUUCUCCAGUGGCAGCAGUGAAGAUAAUUCAUGCUCGUCGUCCAAUGAAGAAGAGGAAGAGGAGACAAGAAAAACAGAAGAAGUGGAAAUUAAAGAAAAGAGAGGCGAGAAGAAGGUCUCCUAUGACCUCAGUGAAAGCAAGGAGAAAAACGUGGCUGAGCGCUCAGGCCGCAUGUUCUGGAAACCUCCAAUCAAGUCCCCCAAACCAGGCACUACUCCCUCUGUGUCUCCGACCCUUUCUGGUCCAAUCAGACGAUCUAUCUCUUGCCCUCGGUGCAUUGCCUCCCUCCCGUCACCCAAUGAGAUGCGACCAUUUUCCACCAGGCCAUCUUCGAUGAUUCCGAUGGCAACGCCUCUCGCCAGGCCGAGCUCCGCGACGCUGAGCUCCACCGCGAUUCGCUCUCAUUCGCUGAGCCGCAGUGUCUCCGCCCACCGUGUGCCUCACAGCAGCAGCCUGGGGACUAUCCACUCUAAUUUGGCUGAACCUUUGAUAAGCUUGAAGGCUAAGGAGCAGGAGGUCGACAUGGUGCGUCAGACCCUCUCAGCGCUCACCGCCAUGCGGAUCAGAUUUCCAGGGAAGACUGAAGAAGAGGCUGAGGCAGUGCUAGACGAGAUUCUCGACAACUGGAGAUACCAUAAAUCAAAGGUGGCGUCUUAUUGGUUGGUGAAGCUGGACUCGACCAAACAGCGGAAGGUGUUGGACAUUGUUCGUUCAAACGUUCGCCUGGUGCUGCAGCGGAUCUGGAGGGAGCCGGAUGUAGAGAACCUACACCUCUAUCGGCUUUUUAAACGCGUCUUCAAUCGACUGUUGUGGAGCCACGGCCAGGGCCUUUGGAGCUGCUUCUCCAACACCGGCUCGUCGUGGGAGAUCAUCUUCAGCAAGAGCAGCGAUGUGGUGUCGCCCCAGGAGCUGCAGUGCUGUCGCCGACUCGUCCAGCUGUGCCGGGACUGCCUGCUAGUCGUUUACAAGUUUGUCUCAGAGUCACGUGGCACUUUGACAACCUUCAGUCCUGAAUGGGAUGAUACAAGCUUUCCAUUCGCUGCUGGACCAACCUCCACCCAUGGCUCCCCUCCUGCUGCUGUCGCUGCUGCUUCCUCUACCUCCUCUUCUUCCGUCKCUUCGCCCCUCAACUCAGGUACUGGAACGCUGUUAGCAGGAGCUGCCUCACUGCUCUGUCUCGGUGGAAGGUGUCAUAGAAAAGUCUUAGAAAGGUACUGACGUCUGUGCCUCGCAACGAUAGGUGCCUGCUGCCAGGGAUCUCCCAGUUCAUCAUGAAGUGGCCUUCGUCCAGCUUUGGCCGCGCCUCCACGGCCAUGCCACGCUCCAGCAG